Trichoderma harzianum CBS 226.95 is the source of this 1276-nucleotide messenger RNA. RefSeq lists its product as hypothetical. Lineage: Eukaryota; Fungi; Ascomycota; Sordariomycetes; Hypocreales; Hypocreaceae. The transcript has 2 exons. Gene Ontology annotation, biological process: nucleotide metabolic process. Bases 228 to 1106 code for a protein of 292 amino acids. Gene Ontology annotation, molecular function: ATP:ADP adenylyltransferase activity; ATP binding. The record is from RefSeq and is a predicted model, not a curated record.
AUCGUAUAUGUCACACAGCUCCUCUUGACAGCACAGCCACGCUGAGCAAUAUCCAACUACUUAUUAAUCUUGCAGUCAACAAGCCUCCCAGCUUGCGCCUUUGACCUUCUUUUUCUUUCUCAUCCUCAUCCCCAACCCUGUAUCGUCACCGAUACUCUGCCUUGUAUACCCAUCCUCGUUGUCGAUUUACAAAGCUUUGGCCAUAUAACGGCUUUACACUAUUCGCUAUGGACGAGACACUGAUUCUCUCAAAGUUUGACAAGUUGGUCAACUCUGGUUUGGUACUCUAUGACCAAAACCAAGAGACCGUUCAACAUGUGGAUGGUGACCUUGAGUUUCAAUUCCUGCUUACUUCGGCACUUGUAAAGAAGCCCGUGCUGGGACCGCCGUCAUCGGAAAAGAAUGCAGAAGUCAACGGCGACAAAGCCGAUGGCAGCGAUAUUUCCACCAAAGGCUUCGAGAUUGGUCCAAUCGGUAAUGACCAUUUUGUUAUUGCCAACAAAUUUUGCUACGCACGUCCGCAUCUCAUGCUUCUAACGUGUGAUGGGUACCGAAGACAGUACGAGCCGUUGGACGAAGCCGGUUUGGAGGCGGCGCAAACGGUUCUCCUUUCCAUGAGUCAAGACUUUGUCGUAUUUUACAACUGCGGCCAAGACGGAGGCUGCAGUCGGCUGCAUAAGCAUAUGCAACUUAUUCCCAAACCGCCUCACAGUUUUGCCGACUUUCUGGAUAAUGAGGCUUCCAGCAGCAGCCCUCCCAAGGUUCCAUUUCACUGGUUCUACCAACGGAUUGAUGUUGCGAAUACAGGCGGAAAGGGGCUUAUAGAAGUCUACACGAAUCUCCUCCAGCAGGCCACGACCGUUGGUCAGGGGUUGGCUCAGCAUGCAGAUUCGGCGCCACCAGGUGCGGCAUGUCCUCACAACUUUAUAAUGAGUAAACGAUGGAUGAUUGUCAUACCAAGGCGUCGAGCGGGUAUCAACAAAGAAGCUGGUGCAAAUGCGUUGGGAAUGCUCGGAGUGAUUGCUGUUGCUACGAGGGCAGAGAUUGAAAAUUGGAUUCGUCUUGGACUGUCGGAAUCCUUGAGAGAAUUGGGAGUGCCAAAAUAGCCGCACAGCUGUUCCCUUGUCCAUUUGUUCGUAAUUAGUAUGUUAGACAAAUUGCAAUCAUUUGCCCAUUUCUUUGAUGCAUCCCGAUGCCACGCAAUUUGGGUCGCAGUCGGAAAGGGGAUGAAGGGUCUGUAGUAAAUUUGCAACGCCAUCAUCAAGCCACAUUUCCC